Molecule: messenger RNA, 1091 nt
Organism: Fukomys damarensis (Damara mole-rat)
Lineage: Eukaryota; Metazoa; Chordata; Mammalia; Rodentia; Bathyergidae
Gene: S100a16
Product: S100 calcium binding protein A16
Exons: 3
Coding region: 257-562 (101 amino acids)
Cellular component (GO): perinuclear region of cytoplasm; nucleus
Molecular function (GO): calcium ion binding
Source: RefSeq, a predicted model, not a curated record
UGCAUAGGGUGGCAAGACCCUCUCCCUGGCGGCAGAUGCCUGGGCUCCCCUCCAGGGGCUGGGACACUGGGAGAGCCCUCGGAGCUGUGCCCACAGCUGCCGAUCCUUCCCAGACUGAAAAGGGCAAGUGUGCGUUGGUGGGGGUUGGGGCUGCUCAGACCUCGGACACAGGCCUCACUGGGCUCCCGGAGCUGUGUCCUGCGGGAGGUAACGAGGUCCAGGCGGAACUAAGAAGGCCAGGGAACAGCUGAAGAAGAUGGCAGAUUGCUACACGGAGCUGGAGAAGGCUGUUGUCGUUCUGGUGGAGAACUUCUACAAAUACGUGUCUAAGCACAGCCUGGUCAAGAACAAGAUCAGCAAGAGCAGCUUCCGCAAGAUGCUCCAGAAAGAGCUGAACCACAUGCUAACGGACACGGGAAACCGAAAGGCUGCUGACAAGCUCAUCCAUGACCUGGACGCCAAUCAUGACGGGCGCAUCAGCUUUGACGAGUACUGGACCUUAAUAGGCGGCAUCACCAGCCCCAUCGCCAACCUCAUCCGAGAGCAGGAGCAGCAGAGCUAGAGCCCGACCCCUGCCGGCCCUGGUGUUCAUCCCAGUCUUCCUUUUCAGCCUCCGGGCCCUUCCAGCCCCUUUCCUGCCCUCUCCCUCUGGAUGUCUCCCGACUCUUGCUGAACAGCGGAGGGGAGAGGUCAGGGUUUCUUUGAGGGUCUCAGUCUGGGGUGCUUUUCCUCAGGGUCUCAGUCCCUGGAUCCAGCAGAUGCUCAGCGCUCCUCUGUGAGAUCUCACUGCUGUUGGGGACCCCAUACAAUGUCCUCACUUGUUCAGUCCGUUCACCCUUCCAACACCUGUUGGUGUUCCUGUCCGGUCCCUGCCUGAUUCUGGGACUGUCCUGACAGCCAGAGGCAAGGUUCCUGAUGAGGUCUCCCUGUUCCUGUUGGCAGCAGCAGAGACCUCCCCCUCCCCCUCAGCCCUUCCUGGGGGUGGGGUCACCUUCAGGGACUCCCCUCCAGCUGCCCCUGUCUGGGAAUGAGCUAAGCAGGGCUGAGAGCUUCCCCUGCUCAGCCACUGAAAUAGUGGCAAUAAAGCCUGG